Saccharomyces eubayanus is the source of this 678-nucleotide messenger RNA. RefSeq lists its product as uncharacterized. The coding region runs from base 1 to 678 and encodes 225 amino acids. The transcript has a single exon. The record is from RefSeq and is a predicted model, not a curated record. Lineage: Eukaryota; Fungi; Ascomycota; Saccharomycetes; Saccharomycetales; Saccharomycetaceae.
AUGUUUGUACUGAUAGAUAAUGUCCUGGCCUACCUUCUUGAACAAGACGACCAAUUUGUAACCGUACGCUUCGCCAUUCAGGGCCAAAUAGUUACAAGAAGAGUAAACAAAAUACACCUUUCCAACAUUACCGAUGUACUCCUAAUACAGUUCUUAAGCCACACACAGAAUCAUAACAACAAUAUCGUCCCAAAAAAAAUCCUCGAUAAUAUGAGAACGGCCGUACGGCAGUUGCUGGAAGCAACUGCUUGCGUCUCCAGAGAAUGUCUCCUGAUAAAAAGAAACCACGAAAUACGAAGAGCAAGAAAGCGCCUACUCAGUGACUGGUACAGGCUGGGUGCUGACGCAAACCAGGAUACCCUUUUGGUAGUCGCAAACUCUGCUUGGAGGUUUCUCGCCGUUUGGCGACCGUUCGUAACCUCAAUCCAACACGCAACCAAAGAAUUGUUUAAGCAAAUCGCCUAUUACCUUCUUCAUAGCAACGUCGACUUCCAAAGGGUCGCGGCACUAAUCCAGGUCAUAAUGGGGGAGGACCAUUUGCUUUUCUCCAUGGAUGAGGUCCUAAAAGAGGUAGUAGAAAUACAACAAUACCUCGAUAAAAUGCUCCCGCUCGACACCCACCAAUGGCAAAAGCCAUCCCCCUUUGAGUCUGGAAACCUGAAAACUACGCAUUCAUAA